Messenger RNA from Polistes canadensis, 1615 nucleotides. Its product is annotated as lipoma HMGIC fusion partner-like 4 protein. The record is from RefSeq and is a predicted model, not a curated record. Bases 1 to 486 code for a protein of 161 amino acids. Gene Ontology annotation, biological process: sensory perception of sound. The transcript is spliced from 4 exons. Lineage: Eukaryota; Metazoa; Arthropoda; Insecta; Hymenoptera; Vespidae. Gene Ontology annotation, cellular component: plasma membrane.
AUGCGAAUAACAAUAUGCAUGGCAAUUGGUGUAUGCGUUUAUCCACUUGGUUGGGACUCGCCAGCUAUUCGUGCCGUUUGUGGUGCAUCUUCGUCCAGAUAUAAUCCAGGAGCGUGUGCUGUUAGAUGGGCAAUACCAUUGGCUGCAAUAGCUGCACUCGAUGCAGUUACCUUGGCAGCUCUCGCUUUCAUUCUUGCCUCAAGACACGUUAGAUUACAACCGGAACCUUUUAACAAUGGAUCUUUGUACAAAGGAGAGGUCAAUCCGGGUUAUGUAAACGAGGCUCAAAGUGUGGCUGGAUCACGUAAAUCUUUGUCCUUGAGACCUGUCCUAUUAGUAGCACCACCAGAACAAGAUCGUUACAGUGAAUUGUCAAGAGCUAAAUCACAUUCGCAUCAUAGUCUUUACACCCCGGCACCUUCGCAUCCGGUUCAUACCGUUUCAACGAAUACCUUGAAUCAUUCUCAACAUAAUUUUCAACUUUGAAUAUCUAUUUUUGUGUGUCUAUGUUUUUUUUUUCUUCUAGAUAACAAGAGUGUGUAUAUAUAUCACUAGAUUGCCCAAGGAAGAAGUCAGCCAUUUUGACUGCUUUUUCAUUUCAAUUAGAAAAAUCAAGUUAUGUAUAUAUAUAUAAUGACACAAUUUCAUAGAAUUUUGUGACCUUCUUUUUGUACAACAUAUAAAUGCGUUUAUUAAUAAUUGUAGUUACCUUCCCCCCUCUCCUUCAUUUCAUGUAUAUAUAUAUAUAUAUGUGUUAUACCUGUACUGCCCAAAAGCAGUCAUUUUGAUUGCUUAGAAAAUUGUAAAUAAUCAAAUGACUUUUUAUUAUUGAAUUGGAGUAAAUUUCUUAUAUGAGACCAGUUCGGUUCUGUAUCGAAAUAACAGUAAAUGAUAAAUUGUUGAUUUGAAUGUAUAUUUGAUGAUAAGUUGCAGUUGUUCAAUAAGUAUUAGUAUGAUCGAGGAAAAAUUACAAAGCGUAGCCAGGCACAGCGGUGUGUGGGGAUAGCUGCGGGCUUGGUAUAUGAUGUACAAAUAAUAAUGAAUAUAAUUAUUUCUUUUUUCUUUUUCUAACAAAGUAAAUUUUCUCUUGUUCAUAUUUAAUAAUAACUUCUUAUAUAUAAUUGUAUAAAUAAUUAGUAAUUCUUUAACAAUGCAGUCAUUUUGAUUGAUUUUAGGUAAUACAGGUAUAUACUAAGUUUCAAUCUUUCUAGUGAUAUACAUACGUUUAAUUGUCCAUGACACAAUCUUUUAUUAUUAUUAUUAUUAUUAUUAGCGAAUAAUGGCUAAUAUGUUGUCGAAUUGCUUUGAACAAAAAUCAAUUUUUUUUUAGAAAUGUGAUAUAUAUAGCUACUAAAUGUUAUUCAUAUAUAUAUAUAUAUAUAUAUAUAUAUAUAUGUAUCUAUGCUAUAUAUGAAUUUGGAAUAGUUUUAUUAACCCUUCCGUUAUAAGGGUCGUACAUGCUAAGGUCUUGUAUGUUAUGAACUAUCAACCCAUAUAGGAGUUGUAUACUAUAUUAAUUUUCAUGAAAUGUAUACUCAUGUAUCAAAGCAUGACAGUAAUGAAAAAGUUAAUGAGAGAAUCUAUUUUUGAUUUUCCAAGGAUACUAUUAUACAUU